AUGACAACAUCUUUUCCCAUGAAUGCUGGUGAUGAUCCUUACAGCUACUCCAAAAACUCCCAAUUGCAGAAAGAAGUGUUAGAUAGUGCAAAGGAGAUGGUGAGAGAUGCAAUUAUUCGAAAGCUUGACAUCAAAAUCAUGUUAUCUUCUUCAAACACAUUUCGUAUUACAGAGUUGGGAUGUUCAAUUGGACCAAACACUUUUAGUGCAAUGCAACAUGUUGUAGAAGCUUUAAAGGAAAAAUACCAAAAUAAUAUUCCUGAAUUUCAAAUAUUCUUCAAUGAUCAUAUCACCAAUGACUUCAACACCCUCUUUCGAUCACUACCUAUUGAUCGAUCCUACUAUGCAUUUGGAGUUCCAGGAUCUUUUCAUGGUAGAUUAUUUCCGUCGCGAUCAAUACAUUUUGCUCAUUGUUCUACUUCUAUACAUUGGUUAUCUAAGAUUCCAAAAGAGAUGUUAGAUGAGAAAUCUCCAUCAUGGAACAAGGGUUUGAUUCAUUAUAUAGGUGCUUCAAAUAUUGAAGUAAUGAAUGCUUAUGUUGCUCAAUUUGAAAAGGACAUGGAAGUGUUCUUCAAUGCAAGAGCUGAGGAAAUUGUUCCUGGUGGAAUGAUGCUUCUAAUUUCACCACAAUUAAGUGAACGUCUCUUGAAAUUUUUUGGUUCUAGUCUUAUGGAUUUGGUGAACGAGGGUAAGUUAGAUGAGUCUUUAGUUAACUCAUUCAAUGUGCCAGUGUAUUUUCCCUCUAUGGGUAAGUUAGAUGAGUCUUUAGUUAACUCAUUCAAUGUGCCAGUGUAUUUUCCCUCUAUUGAAGACAUGACUAAAGUGGUGGAGAAAAAUGAUUGUUUUAGCAUAGAGAGAAUAGAGUUAACACAUCCCAAAUCAAAGCUUGUGGAUGAGGCUGAUGCAAAGACUUUAAUGAUAAACCUAAGGGCUGUUUUAGAAGGACUUUUCAUCAAUCAUUUUGGGAGAGAAAUAGCAAAAGAAGCUUUUACAAGGACUAUUCUCAAAAGCGAUGAGAUUUCAGCAUGGAUGAAAAUAAAUUAUAAGAAAGCAUGUCAAUUAUUUAUCGCUUUAAAGCGUAAAUGA
Solanum tuberosum (potato) is the source of this 1086-nucleotide messenger RNA. Its product is annotated as probable S-adenosylmethionine-dependent methyltransferase At5g37990. Bases 1 to 1086 code for a protein of 361 amino acids. The record is from RefSeq and is a predicted model, not a curated record. Lineage: Eukaryota; Viridiplantae; Streptophyta; Magnoliopsida; Solanales; Solanaceae. The transcript has 4 exons. Gene Ontology annotation, molecular function: methyltransferase activity.